UGCGUGGGCAUGCGCGACGGGCCCAGGGCGCGCGUUGGCAGGUGUCCGGGCGGGUGGCGGCGGGCGAUGGGACGACCGGCGGUGCUGCUGCUCGCGCUGUGCGCAGCCGGCGCCCGGGGACUCUACUUCCACAUCGGCGAGACCGAGAAGCGCUGCUUCAUCGAGGAGAUCCCCGACGAGACCAUGGUCAUCGGGAACUACCGCACCCAGAUGUGGGACAAGCAGAAGGAGGUCUUCCUGCCUUCGACCCCCGGCCUGGGCAUGCAUGUGGAGGUGAAGGACCCGGAAGGCAAGGUGGUGCUGUCCCGGCAGUACGGCUCCGAGGGCCGCUUCACCUUCACCUCCCACACGCCCGGUGACCAUCAGAUCUGCCUCCACUCGAACUCCACCAGGAUGGCUCUCUUUGCCGGCGGCAGGCUGCGCGUGCACCUGGACAUCCAGGUUGGGGAGCAUGCCAACAACUACCCCGAGAUUGCUGCCAAGGACAAACUGACCGAGCUCCAGCUCCGAGCCCGCCAGCUGCUUGAUCAGGUGGAACAGAUCCAGAAGGAGCAGGAUUACCAGAGGUAUCGCGAAGAGCGCUUCCGUCUUACCAGCGAGAGCACCAACCAGAGGGUCCUGUGGUGGUCCAUUGCUCAGACGGCCAUCCUCAUCCUCACUGGCGUCUGGCAGAUGCGCCACCUCAAAAGCUUCUUCGAGGCCAAGAAGCUGGUGUAGUGCCGUCUUCGUAUGAUCCCUCCCCGUCACCUCAAUUACCUGGUACUUUCCCCACCCACUACCUUAUCCAUCUGGAUUUUGAGAGAAAAAAAUGAAAAAAGAAUACAAGCCACAUGGGUUCCAUGGCAACAAAGCACUCACAUGGGUUCUCAAGGACCCAGGACAUUGGUCCGAGUUUUCAAAGGGCUGUUUUGGGGUUUGUGCAGAGUCGAAACUGACCCGGGACGAAGUCUCGCUGCUUUCACCUCCAGUGAUUCCCCUCUAUCCUGUCACAAAAAGAGCAAGUGAAAAAAACCUCUGCUGUUCCUUUAACUUCUCUCUUUCCGUCUACUUAGGCAGCAGGCGGCUGAAAUGCCCCACCAGGGAGUCCCUGCCUCACUGUUCCCUCGUCAGAGUCCUGGGUUUGCUCCGUGGCUUGGUGAAUGUAAAUAAGGGGCAGAGGCCUCAGAGGAUUGAAAUGUUUUUCUAUAUAUUAGAACUAUUUUUUGAUAAAUUAUAUAUAUUUUACUUCCUAGUUGAAGUGUUCAUGCCUGUGUGUGAGUAGCUGAAAAGACCAGUGCGGCCUCGUGUGCAAUCUGUGUAUCUGUACGUUUUUGCUGAGGGCCCUAGCAGCUCUCAGACACCACGGGUGCUCUCAAGGCCUUCUGAGAGGGCCAAGCAGGGAUUCCCCGGGACACCUGGGAUUUCCAUGCCGUGGGGCCCCAGACUGAGGUAGUGGCGGAGCACGCGCAGGCAGGGCCCUCCUCCCCUCGCUCUUCUCUUCACUUUUAUUUAAACUGUGCUAAAUGUUUUCUUCACAGGAACCACAUUUGGUUCUUCAUACGGAUUUUUCCAGUGAAAUAAAACGUGUUGUAGUA
Messenger RNA from Zalophus californianus (California sea lion), 1574 nucleotides. RefSeq names its product transmembrane p24 trafficking protein 4 (gene TMED4). The record is from RefSeq and is a predicted model, not a curated record. Gene Ontology annotation, biological process: endoplasmic reticulum to Golgi vesicle-mediated transport; Golgi organization; intracellular protein transport. Gene Ontology annotation, cellular component: Golgi apparatus; COPII-coated ER to Golgi transport vesicle; endoplasmic reticulum. Lineage: Eukaryota; Metazoa; Chordata; Mammalia; Carnivora; Otariidae. The coding region runs from base 10 to 717 and encodes 235 amino acids. The transcript is spliced from 5 exons.